This is a messenger RNA of Necator americanus (New World hookworm), 3249 nucleotides long. RefSeq lists its product as uncharacterized. The coding region runs from base 1 to 3249 and encodes 1082 amino acids. Gene Ontology annotation, biological process: DNA integration. The record is from RefSeq and is a predicted model, not a curated record. Gene Ontology annotation, molecular function: nucleic acid binding. The transcript has a single exon. NCBI's taxonomy places the organism in Eukaryota, Metazoa, Nematoda, Chromadorea, Rhabditida, Ancylostomatidae.
AUGGUUACCCGUUUGAUUCAUCUGGAAAUGGUAGACAGCAUGAGCACGGAAGAUUUCAUCAACGCCUUACGAAGAUUUGUGGCUAGAAGAGGUGUUCCUGACUCUAUCACAUGUGAUAAUGCCCCGUCUUUUCUGCUCGGAGCCAGCAUUUUAGCAGGUUCACCUCAAGGGGAAACCCUCAGCUCAAGUAUACAUAACGCCACAUCAAAUCAAGAGAUUCAGUGGAACCACAUCACUCCCUACGCACCAUGGCAGGGCGGUUUUUAUGAGCGCCUCAUCAAAUCCGUCAAACACGCUUUAUAUAAGUCACUACGAGGCACAAAUCACCGUUCCGGAGACCAUUUACGAACGAUCUUGACGGAAAUUGAAGCUUGUCUCAACUCAAGGCCGCUCACUUACCAAGGUGAUGGACAGGAAGACUUUUCUUCCAUUCGACCAAUCGACUUCCUCCAAAAGGAUUUGACACUAACCCUACCAACCACACACCUCACAGAUCCCAUGACAAACGAUCCCGACUACCAUACCCCAGACGAGAUUCGAGCCCUCCAAACUCGUCAAGAGGUCAUUGCUUCCUUACAAUCAUCAUGCGGUGCCACGGAACGAUUUUGGACUAUUUGGCAAAAACAUUACCUGACCUGCCUACGGGAAACGCACAGAAGGACAAUCUCAAGUAAACGACAGGGACGAGAGACUCCUACCAUAGGGGACGUGGUUUUAGUAAGCGAUCCAGUAAUUCCACGUAAUGAGUGGAAGCUAGCACGAAUUACCGAUACUCGAGCAGGACGGGAUGGGGAAAUUAGAGAAGUCGAGCUUCUCACGCCAGCGCGCAGAAAAAUACGACGACCUCCAAACCUUCUCAUCCCUCUGGAAAUACAGCCUGCUACAACUCCGUCCCACACCACACCAGGAGAUCACGCAGUAUCAGACGGGACAGACGAACAAAUACCCACUUCUCAUCCUUACAACCUGCGUCCGCGACGCGCAGUACAUUACGCUGAUGAGCAAGUGGUUACGACAACUCAAACUGCAACAGUCAGACGUUUCCCACCAAAAUGGUUCCUAUUCUACAUCAUGAUCAUCACAUUGUUCACAACUUCGUCUACUUUUGCCAACAGGGAUAUAAGCAUGACGUGUAGCAACGAAGGUGUGCUCGUUCAUACAUCUCGGAACGAUCCGUUUGAAAUCUGCGCGGACCACCAUUGUCAAAUGAUCACCCCAGUGACAAACCCCUUCCUUGUCAAAUUUCCACCAGAGGUAACACUUCAUGACUACCUAGUGUCACUUAAAUGGAAUACCGGAGAUCAACUGGCAACCAUGGAGACAAUGUGCCAUCGCCUCAAUUUCUGUCAACAACUCGAUUGUUGGAUAUGCUCAGCGGUCGUCUUCAACCCCGAGUGUUGGCCAAUGGGUGCAAUAGUCAUCACAGCACUCCUCUUAUACGUUAUAGUAGCCAUACUAUAUGUACUCCUGUAUGUUCCCAUGACUAUGGGAAAACCGAUCCGUAUCAUUCUCAUCGUGCUGAGAAGGAUCCUCCUAAUUUUGGCAUCUGCACUCAUAAAGCUCUGCAUGACACUAUGCCGCAGGAUGAGACGACGACGGCCACAAUCGCACAGAGACCGUUUGCUAGCAGUUUUGGCAAUAACUCUUGCCGUAUCCACAUAUGCGAUCCAUGCGUGCCAACAAGUAAAUGUACUUGAACAUCGCUCCACUGUAUGUAACAACUACGACGGACACGAAAGUUGCUCGAUUUACCUGAACGAGCUUCUCAAAAUCAACACUUUCCAUCGUGAAGCCUGUCUACGACUCACUCGAAACGUAACCUUGAUCGCAAACGUCAAACUUCGUUGGAAAGGCCUCUACCUACACUGUGAACAGGAGUCGAGGAUCUUCACACGAGCAGUGGAGCUGCAAAGGAUUGACAGCAAACGCUGCCCGCACAUGGGCUCGUGUCAAGGUCAAAAAUGCGCCGCGAUCCACCAUUCAAGUCUGAUACCGGAACUUGAGGAAGGAAAUAAAUAUCCAGGUCGCACAGGCUGCAUGGAAUCGUGCGGCGGCCCAGGAUGCGACUGUUUCUUCUUAAGUUCCGGUUGUCUGUUCUACCGCGUAUACGCGGUGCCGAAGAACAGCAAAGUCUACGAAAUAUUCCGCUGUACCCGAUGGACUGAACAAGUAAAAUUGGAGGUGACAAUUGAGGACCUCAGCUCCUCUGAAGGAAAAAGGCGAUAUGUCCUCGCUAUAACUCCGAACGUGCCCACGGAAGUACCGUCAAUGACAGUUACGAUGACGGCGGUAACUCUACCUCCUCUACCCAAUCUCUCCAAAGAGUUUGUCACAGAUGGACGAGAUGUCGCGAUCUGGAAUAAUCCUUUUACACCGGACCUUCUCUGUGCUUCUUGGCGCCAAGCUAGAGACAUGAACUGCACCCUCAAAGAUGAUUGCAGAUGUCACGCCGCGGAAAACAGUGUCAGCUGUGCAUGCCCUACAAAAGAUAUCCUGGCAUAUUUCAAGCAGCUCAACUUAGUUCUCCCAGUGAAAACAGCUUCCUGGGAGCUAUCACGACGACUCAAUGAGACAGUCACAGCAAAAAUUUCACAAAUGGUAUCAGCGGACUUUGUUGUUCAGUUCAAGACGGUCAUCGAGACUGCGAAUCUCCUUGUCACCAACAAUGUGUGCAACAUCGCCAACAGCGAACUGGAGGGAUGCUACCACUGUGCGAAGGGAGCUACAGCCAAGGUCACCUGUAGAUCAUCAACUAACACGCUCGGAGAAGUCCUGUGCGGUCGCCAUGCCUUUGUGGUACCAUGCGCUCCCACUUCACCUGAGUCAAAUCUCUAUUUCCACUUGGAUUCCGCACGCCAACUUCUCAAUUGCUCGAUCAGAUGUGGAGAAACCGUGCAUUACUUCGUUCUAUCGGGUAUUCUACGGUACACGAGCAAUUUUCAUGCUGCAAUGACUGACUUUAUUCAAGGGAACACUACCGCUUACCAUGGUUUCCAGCUCCCAGACUUUCACCACAUACUGAACGUCUUCAUGGACUGGUACAAAGUACUGUUUGUCAGCAUUCUAGCAGUGAUUUUUGCCUUAUUGGUGUCCUACUUGUGCCUACAAUCUCUGGGAAUACGCCUCAUGACGCUCCUUUUGCGCGGCGCACUUACCCUGGUAUGCUACCCGGUACGACUGCUGGCAACCACGCUAGAGAGAUUUCGCACACCACGACCAAAUCGGGACGCGCAUGAAAAAUGGCUCUGA